AUGCCUUCUAGACGCACUUUGACCAAUGUCGAGAUCGAGUAUGAAGUGGAGGAGAUAAUCGAUGUGCGGCAAACGGAUGGCAAGCUGGAGUUCCUUAUCAAGUGGAAAGGACAUUCAUCGGAAAUGAACACGUGGGAACCUCGUUCCAAUCUUAAAUGUCCGAUUAUACUGAGAAAGUUUCUUGCUGAAAGAGGUCUUCUCAAAGAAACCAUUGUGGAUGUGCCCGAUGAUAUCGAACCAUACGGUUUCGAUAGGGGUCUAGCACCCGAGUGCAUUGUAAUGGUUACAAAGAAAGAUGAUGAACUCUACUUCUUGCUCAAAUGGAAAGGUCGUUCCGAGUUUGACGUUGUUCCUGCCGCUCAGGCCAAUAUUCGAUGUCCCCAGUUGGUGAUUGAAUUCUAUGAAGGUCUCUUGCAUUUCAAAUAA
This is a messenger RNA of Echinostoma caproni, 426 nucleotides long. Lineage: Eukaryota; Metazoa; Platyhelminthes; Trematoda; Plagiorchiida; Echinostomatidae. The record is from the annotation of a GenBank genome assembly.